This is a messenger RNA of Nestor notabilis (Kea), 1918 nucleotides long. It is a transcript of the gene NUP85, whose product is annotated as nucleoporin 85kDa. Gene Ontology annotation, molecular function: structural constituent of nuclear pore. The annotation marks the transcript as partial. Gene Ontology annotation, biological process: mRNA export from nucleus; protein import into nucleus; positive regulation of DNA-templated transcription. Gene Ontology annotation, cellular component: nuclear pore outer ring. The record is from RefSeq and is a predicted model, not a curated record. The transcript has 17 exons. Lineage: Eukaryota; Metazoa; Chordata; Aves; Psittaciformes; Psittacidae.
GGUCGCGGGGAUGGAGGACCGAGCGCCUCCCGCGUCUUCGUGGUCCGCAAGGAUCAGGACAUCUACAUCCACACCCUGCGGAAACUCUUCAAUGAGUCGCACGGGAUCUUCAUCGGGCUGCAGCGGAGCGAGGAGGAGCUGGCGGGGAAGUCGAGGAAAGCGCAUUUGGUUCAAGUGAGUAAAAACUACCGGUCGGUGAUCAGAGCCUGCAUGGAGGACAUGCACCAGGCAGCUAUUUCAGCCCGGGACCCUGCCCUGCAGAACCAGUACAGCACCCAGGUUUCUAUCCUCUCUGCGAUGGAGCUGAUCUGGAACCUGUGUGAGAUUCUCUUUGUUGAAGCAGCUGCAGCUGGCCCCCUCCUGCUUCGCCUCCUCGACUGGGUUCGACUUCACGUCUGUGAUGUAGACAACAUGGUCCGUGAAGUUCUGAGCAGUGAAGAUCCAUCAAAACAUGAGCUCUUCUGGAACGUGGUGGAUGUCUUUGUGCUGCAAGGCCGAAUGGAUGAAGCACGGCAUUUGCUCUCCAAGGAAGCCAGUGCCAAUCCCACGUCAGUGAACAUGUACAGAAUCCUGGAUGACUUGAUGAAGAAGAUGCCUGUGCCCAGUCUUAAUGCCACCCAGACACUGACUGAGAUGGAGCUGAAGUGGCAGCACUGGCAUGAAGAAUGUCAGCGGUAUCUACAGGAUGGAACUUUUGCUUCCAAUUCCCACAUGGAAUCCAUCUGCAAGAUCCUGCUGGGAGAUGAGGAUGCCAUACUGGAGAAAAAGGAGCUCAUGACCACUUGGUACCACUUCCUGGUUACCCGACUGCUCUAUUCCCACCCAACGGUGAAGCCGAUGGAGCUGCGGUUUUAUGCACAGUCUAGCAUGGACCUGUUCCUGGGUGUAGAAUGCAGCCCUGAGCCUCUAGACACGAUUUUGAUGGCAGCCUUUGAAUUUGAGAUUCAUCAAGUGAUCAAGGAAUGCAGCAUUGCCCUGAGCAACUGGUGGUUUGUGGCUCAUCUGACUGACCUGCUGGACCACUGUAAGCUGCUGCAGUCCCACAAUCUCUACUUUGGUUCAAACAUGCGGGAAUUCCUUCUGCUGGAGUACGCCUCAGGACUCUUCUCCCAUCACAGCCUGUGGCAGCUGGGGGUCGAUUACUUCGACCACUGCCCCGAGUAUGGCAGAGUGUAUUUGGAGCUUCACAUUGAACGGAUACCCCUCAACACAGAACAGAAGGCCCUCAAAGUGCUGAGGAUCUGCGAGCAGAGGCAGAUGCAUGAGCAAGUCCGUAGCAUCUGUAAGAUCAUGGCCAUGAAGGCGUUGAGGAAUAACCGCUUGGGCUCUGCCCUGUCCUGGAGCAUCAGGGCUAAAGAUGCAGCUUUUGCUACACUCAUCUCAGACCGCUUCCUCAAGGAUUACUGUGAAAGGGGGAGCUUCUCUGACUUGGACCUCAUCGAUAACCUGGGACCAUCCAUGCUGCUCAGUGACCGGCUGACGUUUCUUGGCAAGUACCGGGAAUUCCACCGGCUCUACGGGGAAAAGCGGUUCUCCGAGGCUGCCAGGCUGCUCUUGAUGCUGAUGACAGCUCACAUCGCUCCCUGCUCCUUCUGGAUGACCCUGCUGACAGACGCCCUUCCCCUGCUGGAGCAGAAAGAGGUCAUAUUUUCAGCAGAGCAGACUUAUGAGCUGAUGCGGUGCCUGGAAGACCUGACAGCAGGGAAGUCGGAUAAGCAGAAGUUCCAGGAUGACAACGUCGAGACGAUGAAAGUGGAAAUGCUGAGACUUGCUCUUGCACGGAACCUCGCGCGAGUCAUCGUCAAGGAAGGCACACUGGAGGGAUCCUGAGGCCAGCAGGGUGUGAGUUCACUCCUCCUCUGUGACAAACUGUACAUAAACCCGAGUGCUUUUCUAAGAAUAAAUGUCUUGGUUUGCA